This is a messenger RNA of Eriocheir sinensis (Chinese mitten crab), 801 nucleotides long. Its product is annotated as proline-rich protein 36-like. The transcript has 4 exons. Bases 1 to 801 code for a protein of 266 amino acids. The record is from RefSeq and is a predicted model, not a curated record. NCBI's taxonomy places the organism in Eukaryota, Metazoa, Arthropoda, Malacostraca, Decapoda, Varunidae.
AUGUUCAAGCAUCAUCAUCAAAGAGCCAUUAUUUUACGAGGUACACCUCGGUUAUUUGCUGCUGUCGCUGCUGGCCAUGCUUCGUCCGUUCCGUCGCGGCCCAAGCUACCGCCCCCGGAGGAUCCACCGGCCCGCAGCAGGUCGCGCUCCGCCUCCGGCCUCUCCAACGUGAUCCGAGGCUCUCCCGCCGCCGGCAAGUUCGUGCCCUCGCCCGCGCCACCUCGCCUCGGCCCAUCCGAAGACUCGCCAGCAGCCCAGCCCCCUUCCACGCAGGUGUCGCCCUACUCGCCGUGGUACCUCGCCACUCUCUGCCCAUCCCCAGCCAGCCAUUCCAACGCCGCCCCUAUGCUGUCUCACCUUCGCCGCGGUACCUCGCCCCGCCCGCUUCUACGAGUGACUCCUCAGGCUUCAGCCAGUCUGACCACCGCCUCGCACCCACGGCUGCCUCCCUUCUUCGCCAGCCCGACACACCAGUCACUCGCCGCCUCACCAGCCUCCUGCCGCUUGGACGCCACAAAGAAGCCUCUGCAGCAACCAUACGAUGGCCCCUUCACCGUCAUCAAGAGGACGCGGAAGAACAUCACAAUCGACCGCCACGGCAAAUCCGAUGUCAUCGCCAUCGACCGGGUCAAGCCCGCGUACCUCCUGCGGCCGGAUCCUCCACCCACCAACACCGUGUCAGUGUCCCCCAGUCCAGUGCUUACAGACAAAAUCCAGUGCCGCAAGAAACAUGUGUCGACAACGCCAUACACUCCUUCUGAGCGAGUCCAUAACAGCGUGGGGCCGGCCAAUCAGCCGUAA